Molecule: messenger RNA, 1234 nt
Organism: Styela clava
Lineage: Eukaryota; Metazoa; Chordata; Ascidiacea; Stolidobranchia; Styelidae
Product: complement component receptor 1-like protein
Source: RefSeq, a predicted model, not a curated record
CAAGAUACUCUAUAUAAACCGAAAAAUUUAAACUUAAUAUUAAGAGCUUCAGUUUUAAUCAAACAAAAGCGCUGAAAAAGAUGAAGAUAUUUCUUGCAACUCUUAUGCUAGCCCUAAUUGGGUUUGGCUCAACAACAUUUUAUUUCCCCAAGCUUCGUUUUUGCAGCCGCCCAGCCAUUGCAAAUGCUUACCCGCUCAAAUACAAAUUGUACGGAAACUUCAAGUAUGCAUACGUAAAAUGCCGCAGCGGAUACAAGCUUGAUAAAAGUUCAAAGAUUCAGUGCAAAUACGGAAGAUGGUAUGCCAAAGGUGGUUUGCCAAAAUGCAUUCGAACUGUAUACUGCAAAUAUCCAGGAGCACCAAGCAAUGGUUACAUCAGUUCAAAAAAAGACACUUAUCCAGUUAAUUACAAAGUUACUUGGGGUUGUAACUCAGGUUACGUCAGACACGGCGGUGCAUAUUAUGCGAUCUGCCAAUCAAAUGGACAAUUCUCUGCAUCUAAACCAUCUUGCAGAGCAAUCACCUGCUCCAGACCUGAUGUUCCGCAAUACGCCAAAAUUAGUCCAGAUAAAUCAAGCUACGAUGUUUAUACCAAAGUCAAAUAUACCUGCGACGGUGGUUCUGUCAUGAGUGGCUCAUCAUCCAGGGUUUGUCAAAAGAAUGGAAAGUGGAGUGGAAGUGCACCAAAAUGUAAAAGAGUCAAAUGUGAAAAACAUAUGGGAGGAAAAACAGUCGCUUCGGUCGUCCCAGAUAAGGAUUUCUAUGACGUUGGUGAGAAAGUUGUUUUCUUGUGCAAGAAGGGAUACUACAUCAGCGGAAAACCGGGUGAUUUCUGUGAAAGUGGACCCAAGUGGAGGUACGGUUCAUCAGCAAAGACUGUGUGCAAAAAAGAAUCUCAUCCAGGGCCGGAUUUAUAUUGUCGACUUCCUAAAGUUGAUUCUGCUGUCGUUGCCACUCCAGACAAAAAGCUAUACUUGCCAGGAUCUAUCGUGAAGCUUUCAUGCAAAAAACACCAUGAAUAUGAUGGUGACAGAACUGCCAUAUGUGGAUGGGACGGACAAUUCCAUCUUACUGCAAAACCAAAAUGCACUCCAACGAAAUAUUAUUAUUAAGAGAUGAAACAAAAAGGAAGUUUGAAGUACAACAUCCAACCGAUGCCCACACCAUCUGUUUUAGAUUACAUAGAAUAUAAUACAUCAGUAAUUUGUUAUGAAAUAAAUGAAUUUGUGCACAG